Molecule: messenger RNA, 2191 nt
Organism: Amaranthus tricolor (Joseph's coat)
Lineage: Eukaryota; Viridiplantae; Streptophyta; Magnoliopsida; Caryophyllales; Amaranthaceae
Product: transcription factor bHLH143-like
Exons: 2
Coding region: 157-1245 (362 amino acids)
Molecular function (GO): protein dimerization activity
Source: RefSeq, a predicted model, not a curated record
UCCGUCAUUUGCUUAAACCUGUUACGUAGAUUUUCUUUGCACUAGACGUUGUUUUGUUUUCUGCUGGAUAGUUCGGUUUUAUUUUUCUAUAUUGUAAUCUUGCGGGAGAGACUGAAUAUAUAAGCAUCUAUAAUACUGGUGAUUUUUUUCAGUUUAAUGUUUGAGCUGAGCGGCUCUCGGCUUUAUCAGCAAAGGCCCCCUUGGGAAUUGUCUGGUUCCACGGAUUGCAUGAUUGCACCUAUUGAACACAGGCAACACGAGUUUUUGCCUGCUUCGUUAAACCCUUACAGGGUAUCAGCAGACUUGGGUUUGCAUGAAUUCGGAUUCUAUGGCUUGCUCGAAAGAGGCCUUACUACUGACGGUAAUGGCUCGAUACAGAAAUCCUUUCCGUACAUUCAAGCCUCACUUCCUCAAAAUCAAUAUCCUGGGGAACGGAGUCCUUUGUUCCCCGCUCAAAUUAAUGAGAAACCAACUUCACUUGAACAGCCUUCUGCGCAACAGAAGAAGUUUCUCAUAUUUGAUCGGUCAGGAAACGAAACUAGGUUAAUCUAUAGUUCUCUGCAUCCUCGGGUGGAGAAUCUGACUACUCCACUGGGUUCUGCUUGGAAUCCACCUGAAAAGUCAGUUGGUGUGUACCACCACUAUCUUGCUGAUAAACAAGGAAUAAUUGCGGAACAAGCUUGGACUAGGACUCCCGCUCUUUGUGAGGAAUCGGGUGAGAACGAAAUCAUCGAUGAAUUCGAUGAAAUGCGUGAAGACUCGCAAGAAAUCAAUGCCUUGCUUUUUUCUGAGGAUUAUGAUGAUGAUGAUGACCAUGACGAUUGUAAUGGUGAGGAAGACGAUGAAGUAAGCUCUGGUCACUCCCCAUUAGCCCGAAACAGAGAAUCUGAAAAGCCAGAGGACCAAUCGCAAGAGGUUGAAAAUGAUCUUGAUACUGAAGGGGCUAGUUCAGCGAGAUCUUCCAAACGUCAGAAGAACCUUCAUGGUGAAUAUAAUAAUAGACUACAACAAGGUCUAGCAUACGAGGGUGUCCGGGAUUUUAUUGGUGCUCUUGAUGAGGGAGUGUGCCCUUCGGUUGGAAACAAACGUGAUAGAAAGGAUAAAAUCCAUGAUACGUUGAGAGUCCUUGAGAGAUUAAUUCCUGGUUUAAAGAGCAAGGAUCCAUUAAUCAUCCUCGAUAAAGCAAUCGAUUAUCUGAAAUGCUUGAAGUACAAUGCUGAAUCCAUGUCAACAGAAGACCUCUGACAGCUCCAGCUCCAGCUCCAGCUCAUUCGAAGCUUUAAAUUGAACGAUCCUUCCAUACUGAGGUACACGGGAGCUUCUGUGCCGUUUUUCUAAUUUAGUCUGUGUCAUUUACUCAUCUGGCUAAGGAUAUGUUGUGUCAAGUGUCGAUUUCGAAUGUUUUUAGAGUGGUUUCUCAUAUGGGUCAUCUGAAACAGUUUUUGCGAAGUAUUCGAGUAACACACUUUAAGAGUCUAAGGUCGAGGAAUUCAGCUUAUAAGUGGGUCAGUCUAUCCAUGUUCGACGUUAUUAUCCUUUCACGGGGGAUUGUACAUAUUAUAUGUAACAUAAUUGCGUAAUAAACGCAUGAUGACUUCACGAGAGGUUUACAAACGGAGUGACUCAGUUCAAAUCAGGUGGUGAUGUUUUCGUAAGAAAGCAAGAGCCAGCCUCGUCGUUGACGAGUAACGAUGAGUUUGGCUUUUUGAGUUAUUCAAAAGUCUUAAAUUUGUACGCAUGGGAAUGACUAGUGCUUGGUUGUGCUGGAAAACAAAGAGGGACCCUGAACAUUUGAAUACAGAUAAAAAAGGAAGAGAAGACUAAAAUGGCUGCUUAAUAGCAUGCGCAUUGAGUACUUUUAAGACCCUACUUUCAUUUCUUUUUCAAACUUCUUUUUACCUCUUCCUCUUGAGCUUUCAGUUCUUCAAGUGGGUCCCAUUCCUUUUCUUUUCUUUCUCAGCCUGAAUUGAUUAGGCCCCAUGGGCAUGGCCUAUGCUUUCAUCAAAUCUUGUCUUAAAGUGUUGUGUUAGUGGUUUACUUAGUUAUAGUCAUGAGUUUGUCUGUAAUAUAGAAUUAUGUAUGUUGCAUUUGUGAGAUCUCUAUCUUAUCAUGUAUUGAACCUUGCUCAUUGUAGGACUCUUUCUUUUGAUGUACUCCUAUUUAUUGUAUUACUUUAUCAAUUUGUUUUGAA